Chara braunii is the source of this 1825-nucleotide messenger RNA. The record is from the annotation of a GenBank genome assembly. Lineage: Eukaryota; Viridiplantae; Streptophyta; Charophyceae; Charales; Characeae.
UUGGAGGCACUACCUCCUUGGGAGGUUCUUCAUCCUCAGGACUGAUCAUCAGACCUUGAGAUGGAUGAGAACGCAGCCAGUACUUUCCGACGCCCUGAAGCGUUGGAUCGAGGUCAUUGAGCAAUUUGACUUCGACCCCCAGUAUUUAAAAGGGGAGUACAACAAGGUGGCUGAUGCCUUGUCGCGUAGACCUGAUUUCUCGGGUGCGCUGAUUACUAAGUUCGAGUUAAGUGACGAUGUGACUCGAUCAUUGGUGGAGGCCUAUAGAGAGGAUCGGUUUAUGUCAGAAAUCAUCCGCAGACUCGAGAGGAAGGACAAACAGACUUCAACCGAGUUUGAGAUGGUCAAUGGCUUGCUGUUUCUUGAAAAGGAGGGGAACAAACGAUUGUGUGUCCCUACUAGCGAGUCUUUGCGUAGUUUGUUUUUAGAGGAAUGUCAUGAUGCCACCGGUCAUUUUGGGUUCAAAAAGACCACAGCCAAUUUGCUGCAAAGGUUUUGGUGGCCCACGAUGACGAAAGAUGCCAAGUUGUAUGUGGAGACUUGUCAAGUUUGCCAACGAGACAAGCCCCGUACUCAGGCUCCUCUUGGGCUGCUCAAGCCCCUUCCGAUUCCGGAAAGGCCAGGUGAGAGCUUGUCCAUGGACUUCAUGGAUACGCUAGUCACCAGCAAGAGUGGUAUGAGACAGACCUUCGUCAUCGUGGAUAGGUUUAGUAAGUUUGCUAGGUUAGUAGCAAUGCCUGAGACAGCAAAGACUGAGUACGUGAUUAAGCUGUUCAAAGAGAACUGGGUGAGAGAUUUCGGAUUACCCAAGUCUAUUGUAAGCGACCGGGAUGUCCGGUUUACAAGCGAGUUAUGGAAGGCCGCUGCAGCUGAACAAGGAACUCAAUUGCAGAUGACUUCUGGGAAUCAUCCCAAAGCCAACGGCCAGGCUGAACAGAUGAACCGCGCUGUGCAACACCUGUUGAGGCAUUAUAUCAAGCCCAAUCAGGUGGACUGGGACGAAAAGCUCGCACUUGUCGCCAGUCUGUACAAUAACGUUGUACACAGCGCUACAGGGGUAAGUCCUAACAGUCUACAACUAACGUUUAAGCCUAGACUGCCCUUAGACUUCCUACUUCCUAACAAUCAGCCAAGUGCUGCACCAGGCACGCUAGAUUUUGCCUACCGAUAUGAACAGAAGAUGCAGGAGGCUGUAGAGCACAUGCAGAAGGCGCAGGCAGCAAUGAUAGAAACUGAGAACAGACACCGCCGCCCUUCUACAUUUCAGGUUGGGGACAGAGUCUAUGUCAAGUCCUCGGAACUAGGACAAGAGUUUGGGAUAUCCCGCAAACUCAUGCCCCAGUACUUUGGGCCUUGUGAGGUUUUAGACAUAGUUGGGACAGAUCCAGAUGGGCCAUCCUAUGCCAUUCGUAUCCCUGGUCAUCUCAGAACUUACCCAGUCUUUCACGCCUCUAAGCUCGCUCCGUCCAAGGAGACUGAUCAGUUUCCCUCUCGUCGGUCAAUGCUGCCCCCAACCAUGGACGGAGUAGUUGACAUUGAUGAUAUCAUCGACCACAGGGAGAUGCCUGUUCAGAAGCCUCCGGGAAGGGGACGUCCUCCAAUGCCAAAGCUGCAGUUCCGUGUCCACUUCAGACAUCAUACAGAUCCGAAGGAGGACCGCUGGUUUACUCGGGAGGAAUUGAUGCAGACAACUCCUCAAAUCGUUGCCCGCUAUGAGAGGGAUGUAUUGAAAGGAAAGCGCCAGAUGGCUGCAGAUUGAUCUUCUCAGAGGACUAACGAAGAUAUGGAGGAGGGAAUGUGAGGCUACGCCCGCUCAGCCCCUACG